Folsomia candida is the source of this 727-nucleotide messenger RNA. RefSeq names its product coiled-coil domain-containing protein 86. NCBI's taxonomy places the organism in Eukaryota, Metazoa, Arthropoda, Collembola, Entomobryomorpha, Isotomidae. Bases 141 to 587 code for a protein of 148 amino acids. Gene Ontology annotation, cellular component: nucleolus. The record is from RefSeq and is a predicted model, not a curated record. The transcript has 3 exons.
CAAACUUGCCAUCAUGCACGUGCUACAUCGAAUAACAAAAUACUGUUUCUCUCUGUUUCUGUUUACAAACUUGUGGUCAUUAUAAAUUACAACUUGUAAUUAAGCAAACAUUUAACGAGGUGUCCCUACUUUUCUAAAAUAUGGUAAAAUCGAAAGGAAAAGGGACCGAAGCAUCGACCAAAAAAGUAGAGGACCCGAAUGUUCGAGGACCCCCAAAAUCAGGUCGGUUUUGGAAAUCUCAGAAAGAAAGGACGACGACGAUGGUGAAAUCGCGGAAAAAGGUGGGGGCGGUGAAGUUGGAAGCGUUGCGGGCGGAGAAGGAUCGCGUGAAGCAACUCUCGACCGCCAUCAAGGAUGCGCGCAAGACGGAAGCGCAGGAGAAAAGGCGUCGCGAGGAGGAGAACAAGAAGAAAAAGGAAGAAAAUGCAAAAAAGUCCGAAAUCGUUCAAGUGAUUAAGAACACUGCAAAACUUAAGAGGAUGAAGAAGAAGGCACUCCGCAAAGUGGAGAAGAGGGACACCACCGUUGUCGUGAAGAAUAAAAAAGCUCCUGCGGUAGUUUCUUCGACAGAGAUGGACACUUUAUAGAAUUGAAUAGCUUUGUUUAUUAUACAAUUUUAUUGACGGUUUAGAGUUUUUGACAGAUGACUUAAAUUAUUUAAUGCAAUUGUCUAUAAUAUAUACCUAAGAAAUUUCAAGAUUAUAGUUUUAAUAUGAUUUGAAAGAGA